AUGUCAGAGUGUACUGACGCUGGCGACACGAUGAGAGUUUUCGAUUGUUUGAUGCCGAAUGUGGGCGCUGGAGAUAUGGCGGAGCACGAGAGAUCUCGUGAAAGGACCGCUAUUGCGAUGGAGAAUGUUACGCUAAAUUCUACGGCAAUGGACAUGUCUAAUACAAUUAUGCAAGAAGUCAUUGAUGAGGUCCAAGCAGACCGCGAAGAGGGUGGCGAACGAUCGAUUUCAACUGCACCAGCAAUUCAAAAUUCAACGAAAUGCAAUGUUGAUAUGGACAUUGGCAAUGAGACGAUUAAUAUUGUCACCUCCGAAACAUCUUUCGGCGCUGGCGACAAGUUGCACACAUCUGAAGUGGAUUCAUUGAACUCACCUGCCACAGAACGAAGCCAGAUCGCGUCACGAAUGACCUUCCAAUGUCCAAAGACACCGGCGAACACCACUAUAGUUCUGGACACUGAAACAAGAACUACUGAUACUAAGGACAGGACUGGAACCAUAAAUUUGUUUACAACGCCUGAUAAGUCAAUGAUUUCAACGAGACCAGAGGUAGGAUCUGUACUGCUGAAGUCUUUUUGGGGUCCUACUAGUCCCAUAGAGAAGAAAGGCACACAUCUGCCAGCUGAAGUAACGCAAAACGUUACUGAAUGCGAAGAUGUAGAAGUUCAACGAAGAGCAGAAGUUUCUUGCUACCCUGUUGAAGACCACUUCGCUGGCGAAGCGUUGCUGGAGAGCAAGGUAAAUUUUUUUUGA
Cooperia oncophora is the source of this 753-nucleotide messenger RNA. The record is from the annotation of a GenBank genome assembly. NCBI's taxonomy places the organism in Eukaryota, Metazoa, Nematoda, Chromadorea, Rhabditida, Trichostrongylidae.